Messenger RNA from Exaiptasia diaphana, 1702 nucleotides. RefSeq lists its product as uncharacterized. The coding region runs from base 31 to 705 and encodes 224 amino acids. The transcript has 4 exons. Lineage: Eukaryota; Metazoa; Cnidaria; Anthozoa; Actiniaria; Aiptasiidae. The record is from RefSeq and is a predicted model, not a curated record.
UGUUCAAAACUCCAUCUAAAACACAAGAAAAUGAUCAGCGUUGACAAUUACGAUGAUUUGAAAUGGGGUUUGCCWGGCUGGAAAAUUGAACARCGAUUUAGACCUGAUGUUUUAAUUGGAAAUUGGAGCGAAGAAAGGCGGAAGUUUGAAAGAAGUCAAUCUCAAUACAACAGCACAAAUAGAACCGACUACAAGAAUUUUGGAAAUCCAUUACCAGAUGUCAAGACACGCAGAAAAGGAAUGCUACACACUGAAGGCCUUGGGCAACAACAUAUAUUUUCCCAUCAUGGUGAUGCAUACAAAGGAAAUACAAUAACGUGGUAUGACCAGCAAUUCAACCGACGCGAAGAAACAGAAUCUAACUUCCCAGCCUUAAGGACAUGGGAAAGACAGCGGUUGGUAUGGCAACCAGAAAAAUCAGAUUUUCCAAUUCAAGGACCACCAACAAACUAUGGCUUACUWGAGAAGAAGAAAGCACAAUGGAAAAAAGAAGCAGAAAAUGAAAACAUGAGCAUUUAYAACACAACACAAAAGUUGAGUUACUUCCCACAUCAACGGCAAUCUUACUCCUACCGGCACUUUGCAACACCAAGAUUUAUUUCAACAAAGUUCCAUCCACAUCACUCCAACAARGAUCUACACUUUCGAGGCAAAGUCCAUCUAACUGCAUGUGAAUAUCCACCUGUUUUAGCCCCAAUCUCAUAAUAUAAGGCUUUUCAAGGUGUUUUGAAGGAUAAAUUUAAGUAAUUUGGUAAAAUUUACUGAUGACAAAUUAACAUUUGCUUUAAGGCCAAAUUAGAUCACUGAACAAUGCUAGCCUACAGCAAUCUCAUGCAUCUUGCCUAAGUCAUCCUUUUCAACAUGGCUACAAACAGUUGCAGGGCUAUUAAACAAUCAUUGAAUCRCUAUAACAGUUGUAGCCAUGUUGUAAAGAUGACUUGGGCAUUAAUUGCAUGAGCAAUGGUAUAAUCAAAAGAUGUGCUAUCUAAUUUAGGCCUAUAUUCAUAUGCCUUUGAUUUCUAUAGCUUGUUGCUAAAAAGAACAUAACAAUGUUUAUUGUUUUUCAGUAGAUCUUUUCAGCUAACAAUGUUUUGAUGAAAUGUUGAUAUACCAUUAUGCUAGACAUUUUUUUAAACCUAAAUGUUUUAGAUUUUUAUUCGCUUUUCUUUCUCCAAAAUACUUGAUUUUUACCUUCUUUGAAACCUAGCCUGCUCAAUUCCCAGAUGUUUAUUUUUUAGAAAUAGCAUGAACAAUUUAUUAACUUAGGAAUGAAGAAUUUUUUUUAAAUAUUUUUGGUUAGUAGACUCAAAAUUCAUAAUAAUUCUAUAUAAUAAUAAUAAUAAUAAUAAAUACUGUCUGAUGAGUGCGUAGCACGAAACUCGGAGUAACAGCAAAAUCUUGCCUCUUUGAUAUUAUAUAUAUAACUAGCUCUACACUUUAUGUGUAUUGAGCACUCUUUAAUGGGAUCAGCUACUUCCUCAUACAAUAAUAAUAAUAAUAAUAAGUUUCAAAAUUUGCACAGUUUGAGUUAUCUUUUUUUCGUAGUUUUCUUUUCUUUUAAUUUGUAAAUAAAUGUAGUCUUCUUGGCAGAUGGUCUCAUGUCAACCAAGGAGGUUGUAAUAAAAUAAUAGCACACAUAAUAUUUUGAAUUGUGAAAUGUAAUAUAUAAUACCCAGAAAAUUAAAAAACAUUUUUUUAAUUA